Alexandromys fortis (reed vole) is the source of this 3549-nucleotide messenger RNA. It is a transcript of the gene Naip, whose product is annotated as NLR family apoptosis inhibitory protein. Gene Ontology annotation, cellular component: IPAF inflammasome complex. Gene Ontology annotation, biological process: pyroptotic inflammatory response; defense response to bacterium; inflammatory response. NCBI's taxonomy places the organism in Eukaryota, Metazoa, Chordata, Mammalia, Rodentia, Cricetidae. Gene Ontology annotation, molecular function: cysteine-type endopeptidase inhibitor activity involved in apoptotic process; ATP binding. The annotation marks the transcript as partial. The transcript is spliced from 10 exons. The record is from RefSeq and is a predicted model, not a curated record.
AGUACUUCUGGGUUUAGAGCCUGGCUCAGCUUCUUAUUUUCUCUGCUUCUUUCCUGAGGAUGCAAUAUGACCAGAAGCCUCUGCUCCUUCUACCACACCUUCCUUGCCUCGUUGGAAUUUAUGCCUUCAAACUAGAGACACAAAAUUCUGCUAUGUGAAGUCCCAUUGCAGGGAGCCACCUGAGGAAGAAGCAGGACCCUGACUCUUCUGAAGAAAAUGGCCGCUCCCCUGGAGGCCUCUGAGGAGCGAGUUUCUGAGUUUGAUUACAAUUUUCUCCGUGAGCUCUCUGCUCUUCUUGGUAUGGACAUGGGUCAGCUUGUAAGGAGUCAAGAAGAAGAAGAACAUAAGUUACGAAUGAAAAUGAAGAAAGGUUUUAACCCACAGAUGCGCAGUGAAGCCAAACGAUUAAAGACUUUCGUGACUUAUGACACAUACAGUUCAUGGACGCCACAGGAGAUGGCAGCCGCUGGGUUUUACCAUACCGGGGUGAAUCAUGGGGUUCAGUGCUUCUGCUGUAGUUUAAUCCUCUUUGGUACCAGCCUAAGGAAAACUCCCAUAGAAAACCACAAGAGAUGGCGUCCGGAAUGUGCGUUCCUCUUGGGCAAAGAUGUUGGGAAUAUUGGCAAGUAUGACAUAAGGGUGAAGAGGCCAGAGGAGCUGAGGGGCGGCAAAGCAAGGUACCAAGAAGAGGAGGCCAGACUGGAGUCCUUUGAGAACUGGCCGUUCUAUGCCCAUGGGACAUCGCCACGUGUACUCUCAGCAGCUGGCUUCGUCUUUACAGGUAAAAGGGACACCGUGCAGUGUUUCUCCUGUGCUGGAUGCUUGGGAAACUGGGAAGAAGGAGAUGAUCCUUGGAAGGAGCAUGCCAAGUGGUUCCCCAAACUUGAACUUUUCAAAUGCUGGUCUCACAAACAUCUGUUUUUUCUCUCUCCCCACAACUUCCAAGCUUACUUCAAUGACAGUGUCUUUGCUAAUGAAGAGCUAAGGCUGGACACUUUCAAGGACUGGCCCCAAGAAUCACCCGUGGCUGUUGAAGAUCUGGUCAGAGCAGGCCUUUUCUACACAGGCAUAAGGGACACUGUCCAAUGUUUCUCCUGUGGCGCAUACAUGUGGAAAUGGGAGGAAGGUGACGACCCGUUAGAAGAUCACACCAGGUUUUAUCCCAACUGUGUCUUUCUGCAAAACCUAAAGUCCUCUACUGAAGUGAUUCCAGCCCUUCAGAGCGACUCUGCACUUCUGAAAGCCAUGGACAGCACAGGGGAAAGCCGUCAUGAGGACCGAGCGGCAGUUCACUCCACCAUGGCCGACCUGGCUCGCAGGGAAGCCCAGUGGUUUCAAGAGGCAAAGAGUCUGAGUGAGCGGCUGAGAAGAGCCUACACCAAAGCCACUUUCCGCCACAUGGAUUUGCCAGAGGUGUGUUCCAGCCUAGGCACUGACCACUUGCUUGGGUGUGAUCUGACCAUCGUCUCAAAGCACAUCAGCAGGCCAGUGCAAGAGGCCAUGAUGCUCCCCGAGGUCUUCACCAACCUCAGCUCUGUCAUGUGUGUGGAGGGGGAGACCGGCAGUGGGAAGACAACCUUCCUGAAGAAAACAGCUUUCCUCUGGGCAUCAGGAUGCUGUCCCCUGUUGAACAGGUUCCAGCUGGUCUUCUACAUCUCCCUGAGGUCCACCAGACCAGACCAGGGGCUGGCCGACAUCAUCGGCGCCCAACUCCUUGAGGCAGGAGGAUGCGUUAGUGACGUGUGCCUGAGCAGCAGCAUCCAGCAGCUAAGGCACCAGGUGCUGUUCCUGUUGGAUGACUACCGUGGGAUGGACUCACUGCCCCAAGCCAUACAAACACUAAUUACAAAAAACUACUUAUCACGAACCUGCCUGUUGAUCGCUGUCCAUACAAGCAGGGCCAGGGCCAUCCGCCCAUACCUAGAUACAAUCCUAGAGAUCCAAGGGUUUCCCUUCUAUAAUACUGUCUCUGUACUACGGAAGUUCUGCUCACAUGAUAUAACCCGUGUGGAAAAGUUUAUGGUAUACUUUGGAAAGAAUGUGGAUUUGCAGGGAAUUCACAAAACCCCCCUCUUCGUUGCAGCAGUCUGUACUGACUGGUUUCAAAAUCCUUCUGACCAGUCCUUACACGAUGUGGCAGUUUUCAAGUUCUAUAUGAGAUACCUUUCCUUACAGCACAAGGCUACACCUGAGCCUUUCAGGGCCACUGUGUCCUCGUGUGGCCAGCUGGCCUUGCGAGGGCUUUUCUCAUCUUGCUUUGAGUUCAGUAGUGAGGACCUCACAGAAGCAGGAGUCGAUGAAGAUGAAGAUCUGACCACCUGCCUGCUGAGUAAAUUCACAGCCCAGAGACUGAGCCCUGUCUAUCGGUUCCUAAGUCCUUUGUUCCAAGAAUUUCUUGCUGCCAUGAGGCUGACUGAACUCCUGAGUUCAGAAAGAAAGGAAGACCAAGAUCUGGGACUUGAUUAUUUGAGACAGAUUAACUCACCCUUGAAGGCUAUGGGUACCUACAACAAUUUUUUGAAGUAUGUCUCCAGCCACCCUUCAUCAAAGGCAGCGCCAAUGGUUGUGUCUCACUUGCUUCACUUGGUGGAUGGUAAAGAGUCGCUGGAGAACAUGUCUGAAGAUGAGGAUUACGGGAAGCUCCAUCAAAAAACUCCUCUGACGAUGAAGUUAUUUAAAGAAAUGUUGCAGGCAUAUCCUGAAGCUUUUUCCUCAUUCAUCUCAGAACAUCUAUUGAGUGUUGCUCUAAACAUCGCCUAUGAAAGCAACACGGUCGCUGCAUGUUCUCCAAUUAUUUCUCAGUUCCUUCGAGGGAGAACACUGACUCUGAAUGUCCUGAAUUUCCAGUACUUUGAGGACCACCCAGAGAGCCUGCUACUGUUGAGGAGUGUAAAGGUCUUCAUACAUGGAAAGAAAAUGCCACCAAGAGUCUUUAGUUACUCAGUCAUGGAAAAAUGUUUUGAAUCAUUACAGCCACCAACAGUAGAUGAGGACUACGCUCCUGCCUUUGAACAUAUGAAGGAAUGGGAUAAAAAUUUAGCUGAAAAUGAAGAUAAAGUGAGGAAUUUUAUGAACAGCCAACCUCUGCAUCCACCCAACAUCAGUGCUGGCUAUUGGAAACUGUCACCCAAGCAGUACAAGAUCCCUAGGCUGGAAGUUGCAGUGGCCAACAUGGAUCCUGCAGACGAAGCACUGCUCCGCGUCCUAAUGGAAGUCUUCUCAGCAUCACAGAAUAUCGAACUCCAUUUGAACCACAGCAGCGGCUUUCUUGAAAGCAUCCGCCCUGCUCUGGAGCUGCACAAGUCCUCUGUCACCAAGUGCUCCAUGUGUGGACUGGAGCUCAGCGCAGCAGAACAGGAGCUGCUUCUUACCCUGCCUGCCCUGCAGUCUCUUGAGGUCUCAGGAACAAACCAGUCACCAGAUCAACUCUUCAGUAACUUGGACAGGUUCCCAAACCUGAAAGAACUCUCUGUGAGACUAACGGGCAAACCAGAUGUGCUUUCAGUCAUCCCUGGAGAUUUCCCAAGCCUCCACCACAUGGAGAAGUUA